This is a messenger RNA of Apaloderma vittatum (bar-tailed trogon), 2804 nucleotides long. RefSeq names its product USO1 vesicle transport factor (gene USO1). The record is from RefSeq and is a predicted model, not a curated record. Gene Ontology annotation, molecular function: protein binding. The annotation marks the transcript as partial. NCBI's taxonomy places the organism in Eukaryota, Metazoa, Chordata, Aves, Trogoniformes, Trogonidae. The transcript is spliced from 23 exons. Gene Ontology annotation, biological process: vesicle fusion with Golgi apparatus; transcytosis; intracellular protein transport. Gene Ontology annotation, cellular component: Golgi membrane; endoplasmic reticulum; Golgi stack.
GUUCGCAGAUCCAGAAGCUGUGCGACCGGGUGGCUUCGUCCACGUUACUGGAUGACCGGAGGGACGCUGUGCGGGCUCUGAAAUCCUUGUCCAAGAAAUACCGGUUGGAAGUAGGCAUCCAGGCGAUGGAACACCUCAUCCAUGUUCUCCAGACAGACCGUUCAGAUUCUGAAAUAAUUGGCUAUGCCUUGGACACUCUCUACAAUGUAAUAUCGAAUGACCUAGAAGAGGAGGAGCAAGAAGAAAACUUACCAAAGCAAGUGGAUGAUUUGGGAAGUCAGUUCACAGAGAUUUUCAUCAAACAGCAAGAAAAUGUCACGCUCUUGUUGACUCUUGUGGAGGAAUUUGACUUCCAUGUUCGUUGGCCAGGAGUGAAACUACUUACAUCUCUCUUAAAGCAGCAGGGACCUCAAGUGCAGCAGAUCAUUCUUGUCAGCCCUAUGGGUGUUUCCAGACUGAUGGAUUUACUAGCAGACUCAAGGGAGGUUAUAAGAAAUGAUGGAGUCUUGUUGUUACAGCAAUUAACAAAGAGUAAUGCAGCCAUACAGAAGAUUGUCGCCUUUGAAAAUGCCUUUGAGAGACUUCUGGACAUCAUAACAGAAGAAGGAAACAGCGAUGGAGGCAUAGUAGUGGAAGACUGUCUCCUCCUGCUACAGAAUUUGCUGAAGAAUAAUAAUUCCAAUCAGAAUUUCUUCAAAGAAGGCUCAUACAUUCAGCGGAUGAAGCCUUGGUUUGAAGUUGGAGACGACAACUGUGGGUGGUCGGCACAGAAAGUAACUAAUCUUCACCUAAUGCUGCAGCUUGUGCGGGUACUGGUGUCUCCCACAAAUCCUCCUGGUGCCACCAGUAGCUGCCAGAAGGCGAUGUUUCACUGCGGGUUGUUACAGCAGCUCUGCACAAUCCUGAUGGCAACCGGAGGUCCUGCUGACAUCCUGACAGAGACCAUUAAUACUGUAUCUGAGGUCAUUCGAGGAUGCCAGAUGAACCAAGACUACUUUGCCUCUGUAAAUGCACCUUCUAACCCACCAAGGCCUGCAAUUGUUGUACUACUUAUGUCCAUGGUCAACGAAAGGCAGCCUUUUGUGCUGCGGUGUGCUGUUCUCUACUGUUUCCAGUGCUUCUUAUACAAAAACCAAAAGGGACAAGGAGAAAUCGUUUCAACCCUUCUGCCAUCUACUAUCGACGCUACAGGUAACUCAGUCUCAGCUGGUCAGCUGCUCUGCGGGGGCCUCUUCUCCACAGACUCUCUUUCCAACUGGUGUGCUGCCGUGGCCCUGGCCCACGCGUUGCAGGAGAAUGCCACGCUGAAAGAACAGCUUUUGAGAGUUCAGCUUGCAACGAGCAUCGGGAACCCCCCCGUGUCACUGCUGCAGCAGUGCACCAACAUCCUCUCACAGGGCAGCAAAGUACAGACCAGGGUUGGACUGCUGAUGUUGCUUUGCACUUGGCUGAGCAACUGCUCAAUUGCUGUCACCCAUUUCCUUCACAACCCAGCCAACAUACCUUUUCUCACGGGGCAGAUCGCUGAAAACCUUGGAGAAGAGGAGCAGCUCGUUCAAGGCCUGUGUGCGCUUCUGCUUGGCAUUUCCAUCUACUACAAUGACAAUUCCCUGGAGAAUUAUCGGAAAGAGAAGCUGAAACAGCUGAUUGAGAAGAGGAUUGGCAGGGAGAACUUCAUUGAGAAGCUUGGCUUCAUUAGCAAACAUGAACUUUAUUCCAGAGCUGCUCAGAAACCACAGCCUAGUUUUUCUAGCCCAGACCACAUGAUGUUUGAUCAUGAAUUUACCAAGCUUGUAAAGGAAUUGGAAGGUGUAAUAAGUAAAGCUAUUUACAAGUCCAGUGAGGAAGAUAAAAAGGAGGAGGAGGUCAAGAAGACACUGGAACAGCAUGACAACAUUGUGACUCACUACAAAAAAGUCAUUAGAGAGCAGGACCAGGAACUUGAAGAAUUAAAACAACGACUGAACACUUUAACACUGCAGAAUGAACAGCUCCAAGCAACAGUUACACAGCAAGUGUCACAGAUCCAACAGCAUAAGGACCAGUAUAACCUGCUCAAAGUACAGCUAGGGAAGGACACUCAGCAUCAUAAUUCCCACAGUGACACGUUUCAGAUGAAUGGCAUUCAGACAGAAGAAGUGAGCAAAUUGAAGGAGGAGUUAGAAGAAUGGAAGAGCAAGCAUGAACUCCUCCAGGGGCAGCUAAGGGAAAAGGAGUCUGUGAUUGAAAAACUGAAGUCUUCACACUUGGAAAUGGGAACGACAGACCAGUCCUCACAGACCAGCAAAUCUGGCAGCUUGGAGCACAAUAAUGAACUACAGAAGGAAUUGGAAAUGCUCAGGAGUCAGAUGCAACUACAGUCUGCAGAAAUCUCUAAGCUUCAGAUGGAGAAUCAAAAGCUACAAGUAAUGAAUACAACUGUAGAUGCCAUUUCAGUAGAGAGUGGUGCAGUAGCAGCCAACAGCUCUGAAAUUCUGGGAAGACUUGAGCAAGAAAUCAAAGAACUGAAGAGUCAAGUCCAAGCCCUUUCUGCAGAAAAAGAAGCACUAAAGCAGCACCUAGAUUCAUCCAGUAGUACAGUUGCUAUCUUGCAAGAUGAGAAAAGUAAACUUCAGCAAGAAGUUGCAGAAUCAAAGAAAGAACAGGAUGACCUUUUAGUGCUUUUGGCUGACCAGGAUCAGAAACUAUCUGCGCUGAAGAUCAAACUGAAGGAUCUUGGUGUACCGGUUGAAGAUGAAGAUGACAUUGAAUCUGGAGAUCAAGGAGAUGAAGAUGAGGAUGGGGAUGAAGAGGAGCAAGACUAA